Leopardus geoffroyi (Geoffroy's cat) is the source of this 1330-nucleotide messenger RNA. It is a transcript of the gene FIBP, whose product is annotated as FGF1 intracellular binding protein. The coding region runs from base 125 to 1315 and encodes 396 amino acids. The transcript has 7 exons. Gene Ontology annotation, molecular function: fibroblast growth factor binding. The record is from RefSeq and is a predicted model, not a curated record. Gene Ontology annotation, cellular component: nucleus. Lineage: Eukaryota; Metazoa; Chordata; Mammalia; Carnivora; Felidae. Gene Ontology annotation, biological process: platelet aggregation.
GGCUCCGGCUGCCGGGAGACGAAUCCCCGCGUUCCCGGAAGUAGCCCGCCGGCGGCGCGCCCGGCCCGGGGCAGUGCUCGCUCCAGCCGGGGCGCUGCAGCCGCGCCCGGGUCCGGGCGUCGCCAUGACCAGCGAACUGGAUAUCUUCGUGGGGAACACGACGCUCAUCGACGAGGACGUGUAUCGCCUCUGGCUGGACGGUUACUCGGUGAGCGACGCGGUGUCCCUGAGGGUGCGCUCGGGAAUCUUGGAGCAGACGGGCGCGACGGCAGCGGUGCUUCAGAGUGACACCAUGGACCACUACCGUACUUUCCACAUGCUCGAGCGCCUGCUGCACGCGCCGCCCAAGCUGUUGCACCAGCUCAUCUUCCAGAUCCCGCCGUCCCGACAGGCGUUGCUCAUCGAGAGGUACUAUGCCUUUGACGAGGCCUUUGUGCGGGAGGUCCUGGGCAAGAAGCUGUCCAAGGGCACCAAGAAAGACCUGGAUGACAUCAGCACCAAAACAGGCAUCACCCUCAAGAGCUGCCGGAGACAAUUUGACAACUUUAAGCGAGUCUUCAAGGUGGUGGAGGAAAUGCGGGGCUCCCUGGUGGACAACAUUCAGCAACACUUUCUCCUUUCUGACCGGUUGGCCAGGGACUAUGCGGCCAUUGUCUUCUUUGCCAACAACCGCUUUGAGACGGGGAAGAAAAAACUGCAGUAUCUGAGCUUUGGUGACUUUGCCUUCUGUGCUGAGCUCAUGAUCCAGAACUGGACCCUCGGAGCCGUCGGUGAGGCCCCCACUGACCUUGGUGCCCAGAUACCUCCCCACCUUCUCAGGGCCUGGCUCACCAGCAGCAGUUUCUCCUGCAGGCCCCAAUCUCCAGCCUCCUUUUCUGGCAGGGUCGUUUACGGGGCUGGGGGUCGAGCGGCGGCCUCCACCUGGGGCUCGAGGCAACUCGGCUGGUGGGCGGUGCAGCAGGAUGUCUCUGACUACAAUCCCCGGCAUGCCCUGCGAGAGGCCCCCACUCCCGGUCGGGAAGACCGGACUUGCAACCCUUCAUUUACAUCCUUUAUUCCAGUGAUGGGAUGGCAAACUGCCCCCAGUUCCCUUGUUUGCGACUCUUUAUGUGUUUCUGUAGAGCUUAUGGCCAUUGUCAUUGUUCGAGGCCAACGAAAAUUCCCGUACCCUCAUCCGUUUUGUUUGAAACAUAGGCCCACACAAAGCUGUGUCUUAAUUCUCCCGGGUAUUAACUUAGACGUAAGCCUGGCUAUCAACUCGAGAACGAGAGUCAAGUCUGGUUUAAUAUCUAUUUCCCCUUUUCACUGUGUCUAGCACAAAAUCUUUGAA